AAUAAUCAAGCGAAACAAGGCGAAUAAAAAAAAAAAUAACAACAAAAACAAACAAUAACAACGGCAGAGACAGCGAAAAGAACGUUUAAGUGAGCAGUAGCUGCGACGGCGAAGUCAACGUCGACCGCGACUGCAGCAGCGACAGAAGGUGCAACAGAAACAACUACAAUUACAACUACCACCUACCGACUACAACAACAACAGCAGCUCAAAUAGCAACAAAAUGUCGAAAAACUUUUGAGGCAGAAAAAUGCAAGCGGCCAUGGACACGGCCACCAUGGCCAUCUCCGUGGGUGCACCCGGAUCUGGCUCGGUUUCCGGUUCCAGUUCCGGCCCGGGAAGCAGUAGUAGCAGCAGCGGCUAUGGCAGUGCCACGACCACGCCCACCGGCGCCGGUCACUACGAGGCGUCGCCCACAUCGAUGCCCAUGGCCACGAUAGCCACGGUGGCACCGUUUUACAGCGAAGCCCUGACCUCGCUGGAUGCCCAGCAGCGCCAGCAACAGCAGCAGCAACAGAAUCCGGGUCACUUUUAUCACCAGAACUACGGGUAUGGCAGUUCCAUGCCCCUGGAUCCGGCUUACAACUAUUCGGCUCCGUCCUAUAAUGCCUACAGUGCGCCACCUAGCGGUGGCUUGGGGCAACAGCUGUCCGGUAACUCGUAUGCCGUGAGUGGAAGUCGCUAUGAGAAGUUGGCGUCCAGCUCGGGAGCCAAGUACAUGGGCAACACUAUCGGAGGAAGUGCGGCGGGAGCAAAGCCCCAGGCCACGGCCACGCCUUUCUACGCCCAACCACUGUCCGGCGGAAUGAGCGGCACUGGAGGCUACAUGUCACAAUCGAGUUCCAUGUACGAUCCGUACACGAAAUACAAAAUGCCCGCCCAGGCUUCGCCUCAAACGCAACUGCCGUCGAUAAUGAUGCCGGGCAGCCAAGCAACGUCUACGGUUCCAGGUCCUUCUGCUGGCCAGCUGUACGGGCACCUGGGUAGCCAGAAGCAAUCGGUGCAGAUGGUACAGCAGCCCCAGCAGCAACCCCAACAGCAACCGCCCUCCGGGCAGCUCACCCAGCUGGAGGCCAACUAUGCGGCCAUCAAGCCAAGCAGAAGCUACCAGGGAAUGCCCUCGACGGCGCUUUACGGCGGAGGAGCUGGAGGCAAUUCCGGAUCAAUGACCAACAACCUGGCGGGGACAACCUCAGCGCAGUACUACGACAAAUACGGAAUGCCAGUGUCCAUGUACUCACCGAAUGGCGGACUCCCCAUGUACACUACGCCGGAAUUGGCGGCGGAUACGGCGUUCAGGAAAACCGGCAACUGGGCCAUGGACUACAACACGCCGAACUGCAGAUCUUUGGCGCCAGUACCGCCGGUGGCCAAUAGCUCGUACCAUCACACGCAUCCCGGGCCGGCACCAGGUUCUAGUCACGGACACGGGCCCACGGCUGCUGCUCCGAGUGAUAUGUUCUACACCUCCACGAAGUAUGACAAGUAUGGGAGUUCAGGAGUGACGGGCUACCCCAGCAAUCCCUAUGCGGGCACCGCGAUUACCCAACCCUACGCCGGGAGGAAUCUGUGGUCCGGGGCUGAGAACCCACCGCCCACCCCCAAUCCCCGACAGAACUGCUGCGUCCAGGCCUAUCCGAUGACCCAGCAGAGCUGCUACUAUCCGAGAAGCAAUGGCUACGGUUAUGCCACACCCGGCAGUGGCCCGCCCCAAACCCAGCCGCAGUACCCUGUGGGCAGUGGUGGCACUACCGCUCCGCCGCCCAUGAAGCUCAAGCAUCCGACGGAAAUGUACGUGGGCCACGGUUCCCCCUACGACACGAAUCCUACACAGCUCGGCUAUGGCUACAAUCCGCAGGCCUUGCCCGGAGCAGGGUCAUCGAAUAGCAUAAGCAGCCAAAGAUACGUGCCAGCGAGCUUGAGUCUGGGAAUGAGCAUGGGCAUGGGCAUGAGCAUGGACCCGGGCAGCGCCGGAGGCUACUACAACGAUCUCAAUCUCAACAGCCUGGACAGCUACGGGCCGCCGCAGAUGCCACCACAGCAGACGCUGCGAUCGCAGCCCUAUCCGCCGGAUUACCGAAAGAGAUCUGCCAUGGUGGCCUCCAACUCGACCAUGGCGGCGGCCAAUCCCUGUUAUUUGGGUCAGACGUCAGGCAAUGGAGUGCCACUGGGUGGGCCUAUCACCAAUCCCAUGGACAGUCAUGUGGUGGACAACUACGUGGGAUAUAACCUCCAUGCCAGUGCGAGCUUUAAUGUCGAGGCCACAAAGGGAUCCUCGAAUGCCCAGUCCAACAACAUUCGGGACUUCCUCUCCACCUGGAAGGUGGACGACGAGGACGAGGCCACUGCCGUCGUCGCUGAGCUGGUGGAGGCCCCAGCCGUGGCCGUGGUGGCUCCCACAGUUCCCAGCAACCAGAACUUCAUGUACGAAUCUCUGCCGCCGACCGGGCCCCAAGCCACAGCCGUGGCCGUGGAUCACCAGGGUAUCAAUCUGCCGGACAUAAUCAUCGACAUUGGCAAGGCCAGUGUCCCCGUGGAGGACUCCUUUGGCAGCUUCGAUGUGGAGAAGGAGUUGGAUGAGCUGCGUCUCAAGACCAGUGUCUCCGAGCAGCCUGUCCACGACAGCAGUAGCGACGCUCUGGCCGAGAUCCUGCGCCAGCCCGAGGCUGCAGCUCCUCUUGUGGUGGAACCGUCGCUGCCUUCUCUGUCGAUGCCAAGUCCUAUUCUAAGCAACAACGAAGCGUUCCCCAAUCCUCCCACAACGCUCGACUUUGACCAGAACAACAGUUCCAACUCUAACGAAUCCAACUUUGCCAAGGAGUACGAGACCUUCAUACACAAAAUCGAUGGAUCGGAUAGGGAAAUCGAAGGGGCUGAUGCCCAGGAUCGGGAGAAUCCCAAGCGAUUCAAGUUCUACAAGAGAAAGCGGAGAAUCACAGAGCCUGGACAGGAGAAUCUGGAGAAGGAGCAACAGGUGGGGGAAGCCAAGAAAACCACACAAGUGGCCUCCCUUUCACCUAAAAAGUUACUCGCCAAAAAGCGACGCAAUCGCAUCAAGAUGCUGCAGAUCCUGGAGUUCGAGAGUCCAAGGAUCAAGUAUGUGCACUACUUCAAGUCCUUGAAGAGAUUGAGGAAGCGGUAUGCCUCGAGCAGGACGAGAGAACUCCGGGCAAUCCUCACAAAGAAACAGUUGACGAGGAACAAGGAACGCCGAUUGCCUCUCAGAAAGCGCCUGAUGAAGAAGUACGAGUCUGGGCCGGCAGCUGGAGUCCAUAAUCCCCAGAGCCUCAAGGGGCUGAGUGUCUCGGCACUGAACUCCUCGGAAUUCAGGAGUAGUCUGGUCACCAGAGCGAACCGAGAAACUGUCAUCAAAAGUGUCCACAGCUACAGGGACCAGACUGAUGCGGUGCAGCAUGAAGUGCACUUGGAUGAGCCGCCAAAGUCUGUGGAGCAGCAGGCUCUCUUCAGAGGAUUCGAUGAUAUGGAGAACACGAAUUUAUCGCCGAAGAUCAAGCUACGAGCAGAUGAGGAGGAUAUGACAGAAGCGGAGAAGCCCCCUGAGCCUGCAGUGGUUCCCAAGGAUGAGCAAGUCAAGGCCUGGUUGAGAAACCAGGACGCACGCAGCCAGCCUGCAGAGCCAGCCAAGACCCUGACCAGCAUAGUCCUCUCCUCAUCCUCGUCGUCAUCGUCGAGCUCUAGCUCGAGCAGCUCCAGUUCCGACAAUGAAGACUCCUCUAGUUCGAGUAGCCAGGACGGAGAAGCCUCCUCGAGCAGCAGCAGUAGCUCUAGUAGCAGCAGCAGCUCGGGAAGCUCAGUGGCCGGGGAGGAGAGCGAUUUCAACGAGCUAGCCGCCCUGGAGAAGGAGCUCUCCCAGUCCCAAAAAGACGAGCCCAAAGUAGAGACCUUGCCCAUGGAUACAACGGAAAAGGAGUCACCAUCAGUGUCGGGAACCGAACCCGAGGAGGUCUCCAACCACGAUAUUGCCAAGCUGAAGCAGAUCUUGGAGAGCGAUGGCGAGGAGGUCGCUUCGAUCUGCUCCGCCGGCGCCCGAGUACCGAAGCUAAGUGACCUUAGUAAGAUUGCCUUAAAUAGUUCCUUAAAAGCCAGAGAGUUAGUCGUAAGUCGAGACGGAGGAUCCCAAGGAUCUCCGCAAGUGAAAGAGCCCGCUCAUCGAGAACUGAGCGUGGAGGAGGCGCUGGCGGAGAUGUAUCAGCAGAUUGGAGUGGCCUCCGACCCGGAGGAUUUCGAGGGCAAGGAAGACGGUGAUGAGGGCGAUGAGCCCAAUCCCAAUGGGCAAGAUGUCCUGCUCAUCAAUCUGGCCGAGAUCUUUGACUCCAGCAGCGAUCUCUAUGUGGUGCAGUGCGACAUGAACGAGAAUAUCCUGGGCGUGGUGACCAGCGGCGACGAGGACCAAGAGAUGCCCGGCCCUGAGCAAUUGAAUCUCGUCCAGGUCAACCCCGAAGAGGAGGAGCAGGUAAACACCCUGCAGCUAAUCCAGCUGCUGGCAGAACCCCAGCCGGAAUUCGACACGCCGCUGAUCCACCACGAGGAGAUCGUCCACCCGGAGGCGGAUGAGGAUGAGAAGCGGGAUCCGCAACGGAAUCACCGCCAGUUGCUCAAAUAUCUUCACGGCAAGUAUGUCCAGAGCCGUGUCAGUCGCUACUACCAUGCCAAUCGGGUGCUGAGGAAGUACCGGCGCCAAAGGGCACGUCCUUCGCGACGAAGGCGGUCCAAAUAGGAGUGUCCAUCUACAGCUUCAACCAAAGAUAUUUCUGGUCUGGAUUACCUGGACAGGAUCAUUAAGAGGCGUGCCUAAACCGUAAAUCACAUCCACGUAGAAAUGAUUUUUACGACACACUUUAACUACAGAAUCUCAAGACUUUUUUUCUAAUAUUUGGAUUUGUUUUAGGAAACGGAAUAUAAUAAUAUAACUAACAUACAUAUAAACUACAACUAGUUGAUGUUUUAGGGAAAUCAUAAUUUUUAAAAAAUUUUUAAACGAUACUUUAAAGUUUACACUUAGUAUACCAUACAUCAUAUGAGAAUAUUUAUAUAUAUUUUUUAGAUAUCUGUGCAAUAUUUUACAUGGAAAGUGUCGUGCUUAUCUGGAAUGCGCGAAUUCGAAUCUCGAUGGGUUUUAAGCCUGAGUAAGCAGAGUUAUAAAUGGGGUUUUUUUUUUGUUGGUUUUGUUGGCCAGGUUGGGUCAAUUUUGGGAGGAACUCCAACUCGCGUGCAAUUAACGAGAUAUAUGCGAGCACAUACUUUAUCGGCUAAUGUAUCAGCGUUUUAGUCGCUCGGGCGAGUCGGGCAAUUUUAAAACGCUUUCCGCCAAAGGUCAGACCUCUGAUUGAGAUACAUUCGCGGUAAAUACUUAUAUCGAAGCUUGCGUGUCAACCUCCAGCCAGAAUGACCCCCAAUAGCUUCAUCUAAUAUACUUUACUUUAAUAUUUUAUUUACAUUUUGCCACCAAAAAAAAAAUGCAGCUUAGACCAAAAAUUAAAAGGAAAGAAAAU
Molecule: messenger RNA, 5513 nt
Organism: Drosophila bipectinata
Lineage: Eukaryota; Metazoa; Arthropoda; Insecta; Diptera; Drosophilidae
Source: RefSeq, a predicted model, not a curated record